AAACUUCUUCGAUUCUCUCGUCUCCCACUGUUUCAAAUAUGCAUCCAUCCAUUAAUUUUUUUCUUGCCUUCUCAGCCAGCCAAAAGAGCCAUCUCUCCCACUCGAUCUCCCUCUAGCUAGAUCUGCCAAUGCUUUGGGUUUGGGCGCUGUGGAGCAGGGAGAGAUCGAUCUAGCUAGCUAGCAAGCGGUGGAGAUCUAGGAGAUAUCAUUGAGGACACACUUAAUUACUAGCUGGCGGCGGCCAAAGCCAAGGAUCAUCAUCGUCGUCGUCGUCAUCGAUCAGUGACCCUAAUCAUGCAGAAGAAGAAACUAGCUCUAGCUGCAGACAGUAGUACAGCUCCGCGGCCUCUUGAACAGCGAGUCCCUGACCUCACCGACUUCAUGAACGACAUGUUCUUCGGCGCCGCCAAUGUCGAGAAGAAGUCGUAUAACCUGACGGGUGACGAAUUAGAUGAUGAUGAAGAAGAAGAAGAAGAAGGUUUCGAUGACAGCAGGAGGAGUACGAGUAGUAGGUUAACUAAGGAAUGGCUGGAGGAAGCCAAGCUCUUGGUGGCUUCGUCUCCUUCCCGGUGCGAAUCGCCCUCUCGACUCAUCGGAUCUCCCAGGUUUGCCGGCUUGUCUCAGACAAGAUCGUCCGCGUCCCUGCUUGAUCGGAGGGAUCCACGCUCUAGGUCUGCUCGCAGACAAAGGGCAACAGAAGGAUUCAGCGGCGAGAUCCUGACCAAAUCAGCGAAGCACACUCGUAACAAAUCGGAGCCACUCGACGAGCAGCCACCGCCGGCCGCCGAUACCUCCCCUGCCUCCGCCGUCCAGAAAUGGUUCUCCACUAUCAUACACAAACCUCCCCCCAUUUCCCCCCCUGCCGCCUCCGCUAAUCCGCCUCCGCCUCUUCCACCGCGACAGUCGACCUCGCGUAAGUCCCGCUUCCACAACACCCAGCCCCAGCCGAUUCUCGGCAGCUCAAGACGGACAUUCAGAGCCGCGGCCGGCGCUCCGGCGCCGGACACGCAGGUGCUGUCUCCACCGAAGAACCUCGUCGAGUCGGCUCACCGGCGAUCGAUUUCGUCCUCUACCUGUUCGCUCCUGGACAAGCAAGUUCUCUCGCCGCCGAGAAACUUAGUGGAAUCCGCUCACCGGAGGUCGAUAUCGUCGUCGACCUGCUCGACGGAGAACAUUCCCCGGAAGCCUAGUGUCAAUGAUCAGACGAAGGAGGUGGUUAAUGGUUGCGAAAAUCGUGAUCUUAAUGGGUUUCUGAAGGAACAGCGAGACAACAUUGAGAAGAUUUUGAAUGGGGAGAUUGAUGGGAAGGCCAAAAUUGUGCUCUCUGGGCCUUCAAACAGUACUAGUUCAAUGGUAGCUGCAAUUUGCUAUGCCUGGCUGUUGGAUCACAGAAUGAAGACUGGUAAGGAGGGAGGUGGCUUCAAAGCUGCGGCAGUGGUGCCUGUCAUGAACGUGAGAAGGGGAAAAAUGUGGAAGCAGCGACAAGUAGCUUGGCUUUUUCACCAUGUGGGUCUUGAUGCCACAGCGUUGCUGUUUUCUGAUGAGGUGGAUUUGGAAACACUAAUGAUGGCUAAGAAACUGCACAUCCUCAUUGUUGGGCAAGAUAUCCUUAGAAGAAAUGGUGAGGUUGGAUCUCAGUGCACCAUUCUUACAGACAAUUACUGCGAGGAUGCUUAUGACUUACUUCAGUCUCCAAUCCUGAAAAAGCUUCUGCUUGCAGGCAUUUUAUUGGACACACAAAAUUUAAACUUGGCUGGCAUGUUGUCCACAACUAGAGAUACAGAAGCAGUUCAGUUGCUAUCAGUUGGCUGUACCCCAAAUUACCAAAGUGCUCUUUAUGAUCAAUUGAUGCAGGAUCAGAAAGAUGGUUCUCUCUUUGAAGCCUUGCGGUACAACUAUGGGAAGCCUCCUAAUGAGGGUGGCUCUGAUUCUGGAGAACCAAUAGAGCACACGGGUGAAGAGAGAAAGUCCAAGUAUAAAGCAGGCUCGCAAAAUUCAGAUAGAAGUUCCAGUGAUAUGAGAAGUACAAAAUCCAACAUGGCUUUGCCUAUGUCAGCUAAACCUAAAUCAGAUCCAGCACAAGCUUCUUCCCCAGCACCAGCACAAGCAGCCAAUCCUCCUCGUGGGAAAAAUAAGUUCUUCCUGGCAAAGUGGUUUGGUUUUGGUUCAAAAUGAUGGGACAUACUCUAUACUUUGACUAGUUAACUGAUCCUAUAAAUGCUAAAGCUUCCUGUGGAUAUGUCUAUUGGCAUGGUUGUAAACUUAGUCAACCUGGUGACCUGAAUUGUUACUGUUGUUAGGGAUGGUCAGUGUUCAUAUUGUCAUUAAUUUUGUAUCAACAAAUAAUGGUGAUAGCUCAACAAUUUUAUUAGAACUUAAUUGUAUCGUGACAUUAUUAUUAUAUUCCCUCAUAAAAUGGUAUUUGCUGCACUUUUUUAAA
Messenger RNA from Diospyros lotus (date-plum), 2440 nucleotides. RefSeq lists its product as uncharacterized. The transcript has 9 exons. The record is from RefSeq and is a predicted model, not a curated record. Gene Ontology annotation, molecular function: exopolyphosphatase activity. The coding region runs from base 295 to 2175 and encodes 626 amino acids. NCBI's taxonomy places the organism in Eukaryota, Viridiplantae, Streptophyta, Magnoliopsida, Ericales, Ebenaceae. Gene Ontology annotation, cellular component: cytoplasm.